AUGCGACAACAAUUUAGGUCCUUGCGGCAAGCUACGAUUAGAGAUGGCAGUUACAAUGGAAUCUCGGACACGAUUGCUCGCUACGUCUCAAGGAUCAGUGCCCUAACCAUCGAUGAUCACGAAUGGUACGAAUGUGCGCAUCAGGUCAAUCUCUUGCGUCGGAAUCAUCCGGAAUACAUACGGCUUUCCGGUGCUGAAGAGGUUGGUUUGGGCCUUGACGACAUGGGCGAUUAUGAGCCACUGCCUACCUCCGACAUAAACGAAGGCACCUACCCCAGAACCCGGCCUCGCUCAACACCACCUCACCAUUCUCGUCCCUUGUCUAACCUAGCGCCUAACCGCGCCACCAGUGCCGCCAGCGCGCCCACUUCGCCAACCCCAUUGACCUUCACAAACCUCAGUGGGAUCCGCACUUACAACACGUACCCAAAUGCUCGUAACCACCGCCACCACCCCUAUCCUCCUCCACGGCGAAACCGCAGUCGUUUCCUGAGCAUCGAUGUCAGGAACGCUGCCAUCUUCGAGCCGCCCUCCUCGCCGCCGCUUAGCUCGACCCCUCUUCUCCCGAGGCGCGUUCCAUCUCCAUCUUCCUCCUCCUCCUCUUUCGAAGAAACCCCCCUGUCCCCGCUCACCCGCCCUCCCACCACGCGACUCAACCCCCUCGCCGCCCCGUUCCACUCCAAUGCAUUCGCUGGCGCACUGACCCCGGCCGAACUCAUGUACCUCAAUCGCGCCGAGGUCGCGCUCGACGCAGACAGGGGGGAUCUCCGUGCGUCGCUGGAGUGGAGAAGGUGGAUUGCGGCAGUGACACAGGAAGCGCUUGAUCGCGUUGGCCCAGUGGCGGGUGUUGAAAGAGAGGAGGAGUGGGAGGAGAGAGCGGCGGCGAUGAGGGACGUUUCGGCCGGCCAUGGGGCGCCAGCUGAUGCUGAUGAGGAGAGUGAAGACGAAAGUGGUAGUGAGCUUUGA
Molecule: messenger RNA, 966 nt
Organism: Lasiodiplodia theobromae
Lineage: Eukaryota; Fungi; Ascomycota; Dothideomycetes; Botryosphaeriales; Botryosphaeriaceae
Exons: 1
Coding region: 1-966 (321 amino acids)
Source: RefSeq, a predicted model, not a curated record